GCUCUACACCGAACACCGAGUUUGGUCAUCAUCAGUCUUACUCCGUUGCACAUCCGCAACUUACGACAGCGUGCCAGGCUCGUCAGGCUGUAGCCGCAUCAGCUGCGGUGUUCGUCGCGGUUCUCCCCCUUCAAAGCAAAGGUCGGAUUGCCUGUAGUAGAGCUCGAACGGAGCUCCGGGAGCUCUCCUUCCCCGCCCGCCCUUCCGCUCCGGACCAUCCGGAGUCCAGGUCUAUCGGGCCUCUGGUUUUCUCAAGACGUCUCAAACACCCUCAAACACCCGCCGCUCACGCAAAUAACAUUCACCAUGUACUCCCUUUUCAGUUCGGCUGUCGAACCGCGAACAGCGACAAUCAUCGCCACGACCGUCGUUGCCACGCUCUCCGUCCUCUCCCUUGCCCGGCUCGCACUCUACCCCAAAUGGGGCACCGCCAUUUCCAACCCGCUCAAGACCAAGAUCCCCACGCUUGAGGCCGAUGAGGUCAAGAAACUGCCCUACCAUCCGGACUCUUUCCCGGGGGCCCGGGACGUCGAGACACCGUACGGCUCCAUCCGCAUCUACGAAUGGGGCCCCACUACUGGCCCCAAGGUCAUUCUCAUCCACGGCAUCACUACCUCCUGCAUGACCCUGGGCCCCAUCGCCCACGCCCUCGCCGCCCGCGGCUGCCGUGUCAUGCUCUUCGACCUCUUCGGCCGUGGCUUCUCCGACGGCGUCGGCGACCUCCCCCAUGACGCUCGGCUAUACACCACGCAGGUUCUGCUCGCCCUCGCCUCCUCGCCGCUCGCCUGGUCCGGCACGAGCUCCAUCCGGGUCAUAGGCUACUCCCUCGGCGGCGCCAUCGCCGCCUCCUUCGCCGCCGCGUUCCCGCAUAUGGUCGAGAGCCUCGUGCUCCUCGCACCCGCGGGUCUCAUCCGCGCCGAGAACUUUGGCGUUCUCGCCCAGCUGACGUUCCAGUCGGGUCUCGUCCCUGAGCGGAUCCUCGCCGCCCUCACGCGCAAGAGGCUGCAGAAGCCGCUGGCGGGCAAGCGCUCAAACGCCGUCGCCGAGGAAGACGACCCGGCGGAGACAUUCGUCGACAUCGCGGCCGCGGAGGUUUCGGGACCCAAGGGCACUGCCGAUGGCGAGGACGUACAGGUCGAGCGGAAGGUGCGCGAGUACGUCCCCUGGAUGGUGGCGCAUCACGAGGGCUUCGUGCCGGCGUUCAUGUCGUGCGCGCGGUGGGCGCCGCUGACGGGGCAGCACGAGACGUGGCGCGCGUUGGGGAAGAGGGUGAAGGGGACGACGGCCGUAUUCAUUGGCAGGACGGAUGAGGUCAUCGACGUCAGGCACUAUGUCAAGGACGGGCUGCCGUUGUUGGGCGGCAAGGAGAAUGUGCUGUGGAAGGUUCUUCCUGGCGGUCAUGAUUUCGUGAUGACCAAGACAGAGUUCAUUAUGCGCGAGUUGGACUCGUUGUGGGGCUUUGAAGGUGCGGUAAUGAGGUAAUGAAAGCGACUUUGGGUUUGCGACAACUGGCAAAGACAGGCGGACAGACAUAGAAGGGUGCGCAAACUCGGACACUUGGAUCGCGGAAAGGCAUUACAGACGAACCGGUGGGGAGGGCAUAUCCUCGGGUUUCAUCAGCAUACGUCAAUACUACAGCAUUGGAAUUUCAUGGAAUUUCAAGGUCGUCCGUCUGCCCAUGUUUGCCAAAAGGGUCUUGUGUUGUGUUUUCUGUUUUCCAACCACAGUA
Molecule: messenger RNA, 1729 nt
Organism: Colletotrichum destructivum
Lineage: Eukaryota; Fungi; Ascomycota; Sordariomycetes; Glomerellales; Glomerellaceae
Product: Putative alpha/beta hydrolase-1, serine aminopeptidase, S33
Exons: 2
Coding region: 307-1482 (391 amino acids)
Source: RefSeq, a predicted model, not a curated record